Messenger RNA from Protopterus annectens (West African lungfish), 2170 nucleotides. RefSeq names its product claudin-4-like. Gene Ontology annotation, biological process: bicellular tight junction assembly; cell adhesion. Gene Ontology annotation, molecular function: structural molecule activity. Gene Ontology annotation, cellular component: plasma membrane; bicellular tight junction. NCBI's taxonomy places the organism in Eukaryota, Metazoa, Chordata, Ceratodontiformes, Protopteridae. The record is from RefSeq and is a predicted model, not a curated record. Bases 123 to 746 code for a protein of 207 amino acids. The transcript is spliced from 2 exons.
GUGAGGAAAAGAAUUCAGCUACAUUAGGGAUUCUGAACGGUGAAGAAGCCACAUUCCUGUUGCUCAAUUAAGAACAUUCUUUAACUUUCCAGCUACCGUAGAGGUUGUGUUUGGCAAAUAGAAUGGCAUCAGCUGGUUUGCAGAUCCUCGGCCUGGCUCUGUCAGUGAUUGGUUGGAUUGGAGCAAUUGCAUGCUGUGCAAUACCCAUGUGGAAGGUCACUGCUUUCAUUGGCCAAAGCAUAGUGACGGCUCAGACAAUCUGGGAGGGUCUAUGGAUGAAUUGUGUGGUACAGAGCACAGGACAGAUGCAAUGCAAGGUGUAUGAUUCGAUGUUAGCUUUGCCACAAGACCUUCAAGCAGCCCGAGCUCUGACCAUUGUGGUCAUUAUUUUAGCCAUCAUUGGAAUAUUUGCUGCCAUUGUUGGUGGCAACUGCACCAAUUGUGUGGACGAUGAGAACACCAAGGCCAAGAUCUGCAUUGUGGCAGGGAUUCUCUUUGUCCUGUCUGGUGUACUUCUGCUUAUCCCAGUCUGCUGGACUGCAAAUGUUGUCAUCCGUGAUUUCUACAACCAAUUAGUACCUGAAGCCAAUAAACGGGAGCUGGGGACUUCCCUCUACAUUGGCUGGGCAGGUGCUGCACUGCUUCUGAUUGGUGGGGGUCUGCUGUGCUGUAACUGCCCAAAAAAGGACAACCAUUACUCUGCAAAAUACACUGCCAGCAAACCAAGUCAACCAAACUAUGUGUAGUACAUGCCCUACCAGGGACUAUUCAUCAGGAACAGACUUUGGACCUCUUGCGACUUCCCCAUGUCUUUGAACAGUUGAUAUAUAACAGCUGCAAGUUCAUGUUUCUGGAGAUGUUGUGUGUACUAAAGGGACAGAUGUUUUUGUAAAAUAUCUUUUAGAAAGGAAAGAUAAUAUACAGAAAGUGGCUGACUGAUUCAAGGAAAGAAGCAAAACUAUCUCCUUAUUGGGUCUUGCUGUGUGACCACAAGAAGCAGCACUCUAAGAUUAGCGUCUUUCACCAUGACUCAAGAUCAGUAUGAUUCAAAUCAGCUGUCCUACCCACAUUCUGACCAUAAGCAUGUGAGAUCACCUCCCAGCAUUCAGUGCUCUCUUUCUACAAAUUAAUGUUACAGCAGGGCUUUUAUGAAGGAGUGUGAUGUCAUGCUAAGCUGAUGCAUUGUAUUAUUGUAAACUCCAAAAACUGUGUAAUAGGAUUGCUGUUACCAUGCUGAUAAAACAGGUCAUCAUUUGUUACUGAAGUGCAUUUUCUUUAAUAAACAGAAGAGAAAACUGCACUGAAUGCUAUGGAAAGUUUGAAACUGGGGAUUCAAUGUGAUUAUGCAACCAUAUAUGUCUUUUUCCCUGUAAUUUCAUUAGUUGCAAACUGUGGGCCCUACAGACAUGCAUCAGGGGAUAAAAGUGACACAUUCUGUGCAUUAGUUCCAGGCAUACAAAAUAUACCUGCAAUGUGAAACAAUUACCAUUGUCUGUUGUCAUACUCAUAAAUAUGUUGACCUUACCACGGUAUCAGUGAAUUACUAAGAGGCAGGUGACUGCUUUUUAUUACGUUACAUUUCCAGUAAACCGCCUCAAUUACAUCUGCUCCCUUACUUGUUUGUUAAUUAAUCACAUCAUGUGUAUUAUAAAGAGUAAUGGAUACGUAACACAGCACAGAUGGGCUUGCAGUCACCCCUCAGUUUAGUCUGCUAAAGAUAACCCUCUUAUUAUUGCAGUGGCACACCGGUACCCUCUUGUUGUGAGUCCAGUUCAGGCAUAAAACAUUUAUUUUCCAUUACCCUGAAUAUUAUAUGCCUUACUGAACUGUAAGUAAUGACUUCCAACAGAGAAAUGUAUUUUCCAUUGGUGUAUUUAUUUUAUAUCAUUAUGCAGUUAUACUUAUGUGCAAUUAAUGACUGUUUUAGGGUUAUUCAGGUGAGAAACACAGCUUUUUUUGUGAAGUUAUUUAGGUAAGAUGUACAAUGUUGUACCUAACAUGAUGUGUUGUGAAACUUUAAAAAAUGUACUGAUCAGUGUGACUUUUGUAUUUUUGUAAUAAUAGGAAAUAUUAUUCUAUAUAUGUAAAAUAUGUACUUUUAUAUGGACUACAUAUAUUUGUGAUAUAUGUUCUUGUGUACAAAACUAAUAAAUAUUUUAUUUAACUGUGA